Hibiscus syriacus is the source of this 1728-nucleotide messenger RNA. RefSeq names its product pectinesterase-like. Gene Ontology annotation, biological process: cell wall modification. Gene Ontology annotation, molecular function: pectinesterase inhibitor activity; pectinesterase activity. The transcript has 2 exons. NCBI's taxonomy places the organism in Eukaryota, Viridiplantae, Streptophyta, Magnoliopsida, Malvales, Malvaceae. The coding region runs from base 106 to 1695 and encodes 529 amino acids. The record is from RefSeq and is a predicted model, not a curated record.
UUUGUCCCACCAAAUUAACCCAUUUCUACCUCUAUAUAAACCCCCUUCUUCCCUCCCUCUUUCUUCAUCGAUUUCAAACUCCAAAAACUUUUAGAAAAUUUCUUCAUGGAUAAGCUUGUCGUCCUAGCAUUUUUCCUCACCCAUUUCUUCUCCUUUCCUCCGGGGUACUUUGUGAAUGGUGCCAAUAGUGUUUCAAUAACAUCAUGUGCCCAAACUCCGUACCCCGAUGUGUGCAACCAUUACAUUGGAAACAAUGUUAACGUUGCGGCACAACUCGGUCAAACCCGAUUCUCAUUCCGUGAUCUUGCCAUUCAGGUGACUCUGAACCAAGCAUUUCAUGCUCAUCGGCUCAUCUCGUUGAUUGAUUCGAGUUCAUUCGACGAGCGAGCCAAGUUAGCUUGGAACGAUUGCUUAGAACUCUAUGAGGAUACCGUUCACCAUCUAAACCAAUCUAAGAGCACCAACAAUCCCAUAGAUUCUCAAACUUGGCUAAGUGCUGCAAUUGCCAACCAACAAACCUGUCAAAACGGCUUUCUUGACUUCAACUUAGCCUCUCAUUUACAAACCUUACCAGCCAUGUUAGGCAACUUCACUAAGUUGAUUAGCAAUUCUCUAGCCAUAAAUAAGGCCACCUUGGCUGCAUCCUCUUCUUCCCAUAGUAACUUCGCUAAACAAGUGGGCAAUCGACGCCUACUUUCCGAUGGUUUUCCGGCUUGGCUUUCUACCGUGGAUCGAAAGCUCCUGCGAACAGCCGGUGCACCGAAAGCCGAUAUAGUGGUGGCUCAAGACGGAUCCGGUAACUUUAAGACCAUAACGAAGGCGGUGGCAGCAGCUGGUGGGGGCAAAAGAACUGUUAUACACGUGAAAGCUGGAGUUUAUAGGGAAAACGUGGAUAUUAAGAGAUCGGCUAAGAAUAUAAUGUUGAUUGGGGAUGGAGUUGACGCCACCAUUGUUACUGGCAGCAAGAAUGCUCAAACCACAACAACUUUUCGUUCGGCAACCGUUGGUGUUUCAGGUGAUGGUUUCGUAGCUCGCGAUAUAACCUUCGAGAACACCGCCGGACCGCAAAAACACCAGGCGGUGGCCUUACGGUCCAGUUCCGAUUUCUCCGUCUUCUACCGUUGUAGUUUCAAAGGUUACCAAGACACCUUAUACGUUUACUCUCAACGCCAAUUCUAUCGCGACUGCGACAUUUACGGAACCGUGGACUUCAUAUUCGGAGACGCCGUCGCCGUCUUACAGAACUGCAAUAUAUACAUCCGGCGACCGAUGAGCGGCCAAAAGAACACCGUUACGGCACAAGGGAGAACCGACCCGAACGAGAAUACGGGCAUCGUCAUCCACAACUCGCGCGUGACUGCGGCGGCGGAUAUGAGGGCGGUUCAAGGUUCGUUCAAGAGCUAUCUGGGGAGGCCAUGGAAGAAAUAUUCAAGAACCGUGUUCAUGAAGAGUACAUUGGACGGACUGAUCGAUAGAGAAGGGUGGUUGCCGUGGAGUGGAGGCUUCGCUUUAAGAACUCUUUACUAUGCUGAGUAUAUGAACACCGGCGCCGGAGCAAGUACCGUUGGAAGGGUGAAAUGGCGUGGAUAUCAUAUUAUAAGUGCAGUUCAAGCCAGAAAAUUUACCGUGGGGAACUUUUUGGCCGGAAGUGCUUGGAUUCCGGGCACCGGAGUGCCAUUUGAUGCUGGACUGUGAUAGUUUUCUUUUGAUGGGGUUGAUUUUCCCAUU